AUGGACGAAGUGGAGUAUGAAGACACCAAAGGCUUGGCAGAAGAAGACCAAGGUGGCCUCCUCCUGAUAUGUGAGCGGAUUAAUGACUACAAACUUGAAGAAGACCCUGUAACUAAAGAGAGAACUUUUGAGAGAUUUGCUCCAAGGAAAGGAGACAAUAUAUACACAGAAUUUAAACAAUUCCAUUUUUAUUCUGAUGCUUACAGACCUUUGAAAUUCACAUGUGAAACGAUAACAGAAGAGUAUGAAGAUGAAAUAUUCUUACUUAUGGCCCAAGAAGUAGAUGAUCUAACUGACAAGCUGUGCAGUGAAAAAUCAGAUCUUUGUGAACCUUCUUCCACUAACCACACUGAACUCUAG
This is a messenger RNA of Chrysochloris asiatica (Cape golden mole), 360 nucleotides long. Its product is annotated as protein canopy homolog 1-like. The record is from RefSeq and is a predicted model, not a curated record. The transcript is spliced from 2 exons. Lineage: Eukaryota; Metazoa; Chordata; Mammalia; Afrosoricida; Chrysochloridae. Gene Ontology annotation, cellular component: endoplasmic reticulum. The coding region runs from base 1 to 360 and encodes 119 amino acids.